AUGCUGCUCAAAUCUUUUUCAUUGCACACCGCGCUGUUGAUUGUGCUUCCGUAUCAAGUCAUCGCUCAUGGACAGAUGACUAAGCCCGUCGCGCGACCGAUUUCGCAAAGAUAUCGAGCUGACUGUGGUGCACUCAGCGGUGCUGGAGACCAAGAACUUCAGUAUGCACCUAUCGAGCUGCUUAGUCGGAGAACACAAUCUGAUCGCCCAGCUGCAGCUACUUUUAACAUAAUGAACGGAUGUAGAGGAACUGUUUAUGAGACCAGCAACUUUGUUACCACACUUGUAGCUGGCUCUCCGUUUGAAGUCGAGUGGGUCAUUCAAGCACCGCAUCCUGGUAUUAUGGUGCUUAGCAUUGUUAAACCCUCCACUGACAGCAGUGGUAUAAUUACGUACCACUCUGUGUUAAAACUCCUCACCAUCGACCCGUUUGCCGUAAAUUCAAAUGACAAAACGAGUUCAGCAGCCACAAUCCCCAUCAGCUUCAAGGGAUGUACGUCACCGGGUGAUUGCGCAUUGCAAUUCUACUGGCACUCCGACUUGGCUAGUCAAACGUACCCAACAUGUGCCGACAUUGUAGUUGCUCGAAGCGGGCACUUAAGAGAGCAAAUAACAACUCCACUAGAAGUUACUGUCACGCCGGCAAUAGAUCCACCUGAGGUGUCGGUAGAAGGAACAAAUAAUUGCAGAUUUCGACAGCGGCAACUGUGA
This is a messenger RNA of Plasmopara halstedii, 711 nucleotides long. RefSeq lists its product as hypothetical. Bases 1 to 711 code for a protein of 236 amino acids. NCBI's taxonomy places the organism in Eukaryota, Oomycota, Peronosporomycetes, Peronosporales, Peronosporaceae. The record is from RefSeq and is a predicted model, not a curated record. The transcript has a single exon.